AUGUCAACCACAGCGGCCCCAGGACGCUCGAUUUCACUUCACCAUUUGCGCACCACCAGGGAGUGGCUGCGUGCGACACCAGUUGCUGAGAGCGACUCGCAAGGGAAUGCUUUGCCUGUGAGUUGGCAGUUUGCAUUUGUUCCCUUGUCAUUUCAAGUCCUCAGUGUCAGAGACUGGGUUGCAUUUGAGAGAGGGGAGCUCUGGUCCUGGCGCAUCGUCCCUGUGGCGCCUACCGGGGACACCUGGCAGUCCGGGAAUUUGCUGCGCCGCUGCCUGGACCCGGCGGUGGUGGUCCAGGGCCCGGGCCAGGAACUGCACGGCAGGGAUUUCCACCUGCUGGAGCCGCAUGGCACGGUGCUGCUGAUCAACGUGGAACUGAAGGCUCCAAAUGGCAACCUGGAAGCCAGCAUUUGGUACGAGAACUCCGAGGGUUCCGCCUGCCUCGUUGCGGACAAACGUCCAGCCACUCAGGAGAACAUCUUGGCUGCCCUCCAGUGGUCCCGUGACCUCUCCAUCGACGCGGCCCGGGCGCUGUGGGAGGAGGGGCUCAGGGCCCGAUGCCCAGCGUGGUGGCGCAAUUGGGCGCAGAGGGAACGGAGGUGCGAAAAACGCGUGGCCUGGAUGUCCAAGCAUCUCCCCACAUCGACCCAUGGGCUACAUGAUGACGGGUCACCCACCCCCAGCACCUCCAAGACGACAAAGGACGAGGCGCUGCAGCUGCUGGAUCAACUGACGGCAGCGCUGGAGAAACAUCAGGCGCUGCUCAGCAGCUGCCGCCGAGAAUCCACCGUGAAGCUGUCACUGACCGAAGAUUUUCAGUUCAUGCCGCCUAAGGCCAUACAGCUAAUCGGCACCCUGGUGGAGGAGGAGGUGGUGGCCCGGGGCCACGACCUGCAGGGCUUGUGGUCGGCCCUGGCACCACAUUUGGCGACCGCUGAGCUGCGGGCGGCGCUGGGGCGGCUGCGCCGCAGCUUGGAAGGAGAGCCGGGAGCCAAGCCAAGGCGGCAGCGUCAGCUGGCCGUGCAGAGCCAAGGUGGACAGAUUGCAGCCUGUGGCACCAAGCUGGUGGCCGGCAUGCGGGUGAUGUUGAGAUGGAGACCUGGCAGCGUGGGUGCUACACAUUUGGCGUAUCUCAAUGGACACGUUGGAAUCUUGAAUUCUUGGGAUGGUGGCUCCCAGCGCUGGCAGGUGGGCUUUGAGUCCUUUGAUGGUCAUUUGGACGUGUCGGCUGAAAACCUCCAGCUGUGCAGUGAGAAACCUGAAGGCCAUAUGCAGAGGGAGGAACUGCAGUGUGAGAUGUGCCUGGGUCAUUUCUUGGAGGCGCAGCUCAUGACUCUGCCCUGCCCUGAUCACCAUGGCUACUGUCAGACCUGCUUGCGCAAGUGGGUGUUGACUCAGCUGGUGCCUCGUUGCUACAAAUGUUUGGACGAACUUGGUGUCUUGACUUUACCACAGGGAGCCACCGAACCUUGGUGCGGAGUCGUCACAGGAGAGGCCGAGGCCAGUUCAGCAUAUCGAAUCAGCAAGGAGGACGUGGAACAGCUGCAGUGCAUUUGUUGUUUCCAGGUCUCCUGUGGCGCCCGCUGCGUCAUCAUCGGCUAUCCGGGCUUGGUGGGAGAACGCUGCACAGUGGGACGAGUGGAAAAGACGAAGACCAGUUCCUUCGCCGUGGUCUAUUUGUCCAAUGGAUGUCGCAAGGAGCUGGAUUUGGGGUGUUUGGUAGUGGAUGAUUGCCUUUCAUCAGGGCGCCAAGCCAGGGGUGAGGCAUGCCCCUCCAAGACCGAACGCCUGGGCUUGGGGUUGAGCGUGGCGAGCUUGGGCUGUGCCUGUGUGGUGAAACAAGCCAUGGACGAGAUGUUUGUGGAACAGCUGGCUAUGCCGUUUGACUGGUUGGUGUCCCGGGUGGAGGGCCUCAUCUACUUCUUGCGGCAUGGCUUUCGUGACUUCAGCCACUAUGAUGACGUUAAGGUGGUGGGUGAGCACGGCUACACCUCCUACCGCUCCGCCUACCAUGCCUUCCCGCACCACGACCUCUCCGCCAGCGGCGCCAAGGACGCUUUCGCCCGCCGAGGCGCGCGGCUGCUGGAGCUCAUUCGCGCGGGGCGCGAGGGCGGCUCGCGGCCGCUGCUGCUGAUCCGCGUCUGCGCCAGGUCGGAGGAACUGGAGCAGAGUGAGGAACUUUAUCAUCUGCUGAAAUUGAUGGGAGGACAAAAGCUGUUUCUGCUGGUGGUGAUCACUGAGCAGGUCCAGUACCUGGGAGCUGUUCAGCAUAUCAAGCAUAGCAACUUGAUCCUCUACGUGUGCAAGCCAGGCUGCUCGGACCUGGUGGACGCGGUGCGCUUCGGCAUGGACUACGUCUACGCCGCGGUGUCCUUCGGACGUCACGCCGUGGAGGACGCGGCCGGCAGGGUGAGCCCGGCGUCGCCGGUGCCGGAGGCGCAAACCUUGAGGCAGAUGCUGAGAGCGCACAGGCAUUGGCUGACUCGAGAUCGGAGAGGCUUAUCUCCGACCUCCGACAUCGAUGGCUGCUUUGAGAAUGGUCCUGGAGCUUUUUUCCCGGGCCGCUUCAAGGGGUCUGAAGCUUCUCCUUACUAUUCACAGCAGCUCGAAAAGCUUGUGCUUUCGGCUUCCGCCAGCGAUGUCAUGGACUUUCUCACUGCCAGGCCCGAUGCCGUGGACGUCAACGCCUGGCGCGGCAACGGCGAGACGGUGCUCUUCGUCGCGGCGCGCCAGGACGACGCCGCGGUGCUGGCGGCGCUGCUGCUGGCGGCGGCGGACCCCAACUGCCGCGCCAGGGAUGGGCGCCGGGCCCUGCAACACGGCGAGAACCGGGCCGUGAAGGCGCUACUUCGCAGUGCUGCCGGUGACAGCAUCCGCAUGACCGAAACCGUGGAAGCUCUGGAGGCGGUGCCGGAACCGCUGCGGCGGCAGCUCUGUGGGCUGCUGGGGCUCUUUACGGCACCAGAGCUCUGGGCGCCGGGAACAGCAGGAGCGUCGUCUCCGGUGGCAUCCUCGGCGCAGCUGCUGUGGUCCCCGCCGCUGGCGCAGCAGUUCAGCGCCUGCGGCGCUACGGAGGCGCUGCAGGUGCCGCAGCGCGGCGCGGGACGAGCGCUGGAGGAGCGACGGCAGAUCUUUCGCCGACUUCUGCGCUCCUGGCAUCCUGACAAGCAUCAUGCAUCCAGGGAUCAGAGCAAGGCCAAUGAGAUUUUUUGCUUCAUCCAAAAGCUGCGCGACGUCUUUCUCCAAGAAGGCUCUACCUGA
Cladocopium goreaui is the source of this 3261-nucleotide messenger RNA. The record is from the annotation of a GenBank genome assembly. NCBI's taxonomy places the organism in Eukaryota, Dinophyceae, Suessiales, Symbiodiniaceae.